Molecule: messenger RNA, 1932 nt
Organism: Aspergillus calidoustus
Lineage: Eukaryota; Fungi; Ascomycota; Eurotiomycetes; Eurotiales; Aspergillaceae
Source: the annotation of a GenBank genome assembly
AUGGCAGGCACCAAUCCUCCUCGCCCCUUUAUAAGUCAUCACCCCCACCAGCUGCGCCCUCCCUCGCAACCUUAUUUAACUCAACUUGAACACCCACCCCUCCUCUCAAGGAUCCUCGAAUUCACCUUGCCCAAAACGAAUACACACACCUCCAGUCCGAAAAUGAACAAACUAAAAUCCCUCCUCCCGACAUCCUCAAAAUUCAAAUCCUUCACCCGCGAACAACCAACCCCACAAUUCACACACACCACCAUCCUCCCAAAACACAACCGCAACCUCCCGCGCCCGCCCAACGCGCCGCGCCUCCUCCUCAUCGGCGGUGGCUCGCGCGGCGCAGCUAUCGCACAAGCAAUCGAGGACGGCACAGAUGGUAUCCUCGUAUCGGUUGCGGACCCGGAUCCGGGGCGGCGUAAGGACAUUGGGCAGAGGUUCAUUUGGAGGAAAGGCGAGGUGAAAGAGGGGAUGGAGUUUGAAAGUUGGAGGGGGUUUUUGGAGUGGGAGUUGCGAAGAAGGGAGCUUCGACUAGGGGCUGCAUCAAACCCAAAUCCCGAGGGGAAGAGCCAAGGUGAAACCAAAGGCAAAACCGACGAUGCGCAUGGUGAGGCAAGUAGUGUCCAAAUCGACGCCGUGAUAAUCGCGACGCCGGACCGGACACACCGCGAGAUCGUGACCGCGCUUGCACCACUCGGAAUACACAUCAUGUGCGAGAAGCCGCUCGCAACGACGUUGGAGGAUUGCGUUGCCAUUUCGCGGAGCUUGGGUGUCCCUCUGCACUCGACGAAUGUGGACUCGGAGGGGAGUGCUAGCCCUGGCCCUGGUGCUCUGUUCGCGAUCGGGCACGUCAUGCGGUACGCGCCGAUUAACCAACUCAUUCGAGAGUUGAUCUUUGAGGAGGGUGUCGUCGGGGAUAUUGUCUCGAUCGAACAUACCGAGAACGUCGGGUGGUGGCAUUUUGCGCAUAGUUAUGUCCGAGGCAACUGGCGCAACGCGCAGACCUCGGGACCAACCCUCCUCACAAAAUCCUGCCACGACAUCGACUUCCUCAUGUGGCUGCUUUGCGCACCUUCCCCAACGGGAAAACCACACACCCCGUCAAGCAUCGCCUCCUUCGGCAGUGUAUCACACUUCAAACGCGCCCGCAAACCACCCGCCGCAGACAGCGCAACAAACUGCCUCUCCUGCCCCGCCGAAAAAGACUGCCAUUUCUCCGCCAAGAGCAUCUACCUUGAGAAGGGACUGCGCAUGGGACUUGGCGGGUGGCCGGUUAAUGUCGUUGUUCCUGAUAUCGAGGAUAUUAUGCAGGAGGGCGGGAUGAGGGCGGCCGAGGAGGAGCUGCUAAGGAAGUUGGAGGACGAUUAUACGCCCGAGACUCCGACAGAAGUCGUGGACGGGAAGCAGUGGUAUGGCCGAUGUGUGUACGAGUCUGAUAAUAACGUCUGCGACGACCAGACGGUGCAUAUAACCUGGGAAGAUAAUACAGUCACUCUACCCGACGGCUCAGCGACGAUUCGACCAAGCAAAAGCGCAACAUUGCACAUGACCGCCUUCGCCGAGGGAAUCUGCACAAAACGCACGCGCGUCCUCGGGACAAAAGGCGAGAUCGAGCGGCGCGGCAACGUACUCGCAGUAUGCGACUUUACGACGGGCAAGUUCUACGAGAAACGACCGCCCGUUAGCAUUGGUGGCCAUGGCGGUGGAGAUCACGGGCUCAUGAGGGCGUUUGUAAGUGCCGUUGAUGCGGUUAAGAAUCUGGGCAUGUCUGUGGAGCAGGCGCAGGGCAAGUUUAUUGGGUGUGGGGUUGAGGAUAUUGUGCGGAGCCAUGCGGUGGUUUUUGCGGCGGAGGAGGCGAGGGUGGACAGGAGGAUUGUGGAUUGGGAUGCGUGGUGGAGGGAGAAUGUAAUUGAUAGUCAUGCUGACAGUAGCGAGGCAUAG